ACGCGCUGUACAUACAUUGCUCUAGGGCUAAAAAAAAAUCAACUUAUGACAUAACCAUAGCUUUUAAUUCGAUCCGAACUUACCAGACCUUCGGUUAUAUUUACCCUUCAUGAGUAUUCUGUGUUGAUUCCCCCAGGUUCAGUUCAUGUUACAUUUUCAGUUAACAAUGGGUGUAACCGAGAAAAAAAAGCCCCACAAAACUCUGAUAUCGCCGUUGAAAAUACUAAUGCUAUCUACGUAAUUGGAUCGAUAUAAAUACGUGAUGGAAGUACAAGUUUUUAGAUGAUUCUUGCUCAAACAAAGCACAAAUAACAUGCCAACAGUCCUUCCUCAUAAAUACCACGACGAAAUCGAAGAUCAAGGGUUCACAGUAAUUCGUGGAUUCCUUAAUCCAGAAGAAAUUACCAAAUAUUUGCAAGCUUCUGAAAAUCUUGUCCAGUAUGCUCGAGAAGGUAAUUGGCCCCAUGUGAGAACCCGUGGCAAGCAAUUCCCACCAUGGCCCAAGAACUUUAGUCCUGAUAUAUGGGGAGUUUCUGGAUUGUUACAUCCCGAUUUAAAUGAAUUGUUACGUCCAUUCCACGACCUUUAUGCUGAUGAGAAAAUGUUGAACGUUGUUGAAGAUAUCUUACAAGUUGAAAAGUCAGGAUUAUCUAUGGAGUUAUUAAAUAUGUUAAUUAACCCAUUAACUGAUUUUGAUUUGGAUUGGCAUAGAGAUACAAUUAAACCAGAGGUUUCUCCUGAACAAGAAGCUGAAGAAUUGUUGGUGAACCCUUAUGCUGGAGCUCAAUUCAAUUUGGCAUUGACUGACGAUAGUUGUUUAAUUGUCGUGCCUGGAUCACAUAAACGGUUGAGAACAGAAGAAGAGCGUGACAAGACAGUCAAUGAACUGAAAAGAAAGGAAUAUAUCACUAACCAGUUGGUAGUUGAAUUACAUCCUGGUGAUCUUGCUUUUUACAACAACAACAUCUUACACCGUGCUUCCUAUAUCGCCAAGAAUAAGAGAAUUACUCUCCACGGUUCGUAUGGAAAUGUCGAACUAGGAAAAUUCAGAGCCAAGGGUAUUCUUCAACAUGGUGUUGCUGAAUGGCUACCUCGUUUACAAACAGAUAAUGAAAACUUGGCUAUGUUGAAGGAAAAAUUGAUGAUAUUGGCUAAGGAGUUUGAAAAUGUUGAUCUUGGCUAUGCUUUGGAUGGUUGAUGUGAGUUUAUGUAAAUUAUUGUCUUUCAAUUAUUUCUCUAGUGAAUUUUGUUAGUAGGUGAAUAUGUAAAGAAUUUAAUAUUUAAAAGGUAUAGUUGGCUUUCAGGCCGUAUAUAACGAAUUCUAUAACAUGAUACCUGUCUCAGCAUGGCAGAAACACUUGGAUAAAGUGUUACCCAAAUACGAAAUUCAUUUCAUUUCAUAUUCGUAUAAAAUUCUAACCAAAAAGAUGUUGUUACAAUAACGUAUUCAGCUCCUUCUUCAACAACCCCGUACACUACGCUUAGAGUGCAAUUGACACCUCA
Messenger RNA from Spathaspora passalidarum NRRL Y-27907, 1503 nucleotides. RefSeq lists its product as uncharacterized. The record is from RefSeq and is a predicted model, not a curated record. The transcript has a single exon. Lineage: Eukaryota; Fungi; Ascomycota; Pichiomycetes; Serinales; Debaryomycetaceae. The annotation marks the transcript as partial.